GUUUGAGGAGUUCCUGCAGAAGAAAUGGUCUGCAGAAAAACGUUUUGGUCUGGAGGGCUGUGAGUCUCUGAUCCCCGCUCUGAAAACCAUCAUCGAUAAAUCCUCUGAGAACGGAGUGGAGAACGUCAUCAUGGGCAUGCCUCACAGGGGUCGUCUGAAUGUUUUGGCCAACGUGAUCCGUAAAGAGCUGGAACAGAUUUUCUGUCAGUUUGACUCCAAGCUGGAAUCUGCUGAUGAGGGCUCCGGAGAUGUGAAGUAUCAUCUGGGAAUGUACCAUCGCCGUAUCAACCGUGUGACAGACAGGAACAUCACCCUGUCUCUGGUGGCGAACCCGUCUCACCUGGAGGCCGUGGACCCCGUGGUGCAGGGGAAGACCAAGGCCGAGCAGUUCUACUGCGGCGACACCAACGGCAACAGGGUGAUGUCCAUCCUGCUCCACGGAGACGCAGCGUUCGCAGGACAGGGCAUCGUGUACGAAACCUUCCACCUGUCUGACCUGCCGUCCUACACCACGCACGGCACCGUGCACGUGGUCGUCAACAACCAGAUCGGGUUCACCACAGACCCCCGUAUGGCGCGCUCCUCUCCGUAUCCGACCGACGUGGCCCGAGUCGUCAACGCUCCCAUCUUCCACGUCAACGCCGACGACCCCGAGGCCGUCAUCUACGUCUGCAAGGUGGCCGCCGAGUGGAGGGCCACGUUCCACAAAGACGUGGUGGUCGACCUGGUGUGUUACCGCCGCAUGGGUCACAACGAGAUGGACGAGCCGAUGUUCACGCAGCCGCUGAUGUACAAACAGAUCAAGAAGCAGAAGCCCGUCCUGCAGAAGUACGCCGAGAAACUGAUCGGAGAGGGAGCGGUCAGCAGGCAGGAGUACGAGGAGGAAAUUGCCAAAUAUGAUAAGAUCUGUGAGGAGGCGCACGCUCGCUCUAAAGAUGAGAAGAUCCUCCACAUCAAGCACUGGCUGGACUCCCCCUGGCCUGGUUUUUUCACUCUGGACGGACAGCCAAAGUCCAUGAGCUGCCCCUCUACCGGUCUGACAGAAGAAAACCUGAACCACAUCGGCCAGGUGGCCUCGUCCGUCCCCGUGGAGGACUUCACCAUCCACGGAGGUCUGAGUCGUAUCCUGAAGGGCCGGGCCGAGAUGAUUCGGAACCGGACGGUGGACUGGGCUCUGGGAGAGUACAUGGCCUUCGGAUCGCUGCUGCAGGAGGGGAUCCACAUCAGGCUGUCGGGACAGGACGUGGAGCGAGGGACCUUCAGCCACCGUCAUCACGUGCUCCACGACCAGAACGUGGACAAGAGGACCUGUAUCCCCAUGAACCACCUCUCCCCUGACCAGGCGCCGUACACCGUCUGCAACAGCUCGCUGUCCGAGUACGGAGUCCUGGGCUUUGAGCUGGGAUUCGCGAUGGCGAGUCCCAACGCUCUGAUCCUGUGGGAGGCCCAGUUUGGAGACUUCCACAACACGGCCCAGUGCAUCAUCGACCAGUUCAUCUGCCCCGGUCAGGCCAAGUGGGUCCGACAGAACGGCAUCGUGCUGCUGCUGCCGCACGGCAUGGAGGGCAUGGGUCCAGAACAUUCGUCAGCUCGUCCAGAGAGAUUCCUCCAGAUGUGCAACGACGACCCCGACGUCAUGCCGACCCUCACAGAGGACUUUGCUGUGCGUCAGCUGUACGACUGUAACUGGAUCGUGGUGAACUGUUCAUCUCCUGGAAACUACUUCCACGUCCUCAGACGGCAGAUUCUCCUCCCGUUCAGGAAGCCUCUGAUUGUCUUCACUCCUAAAUCUCUGCUGCGUCACCCGGAGGCCAGAUCCAGCUUUGACAUGAUGCUGCCUGGAACUCACUUCCAGAGGUUGAUCCCGGAGGACGGCGUGGCGGCGGAGCGUCCGGAGGAGGUGAAGAGGCUGAUCUUCUGCACGGGGAAGGUUUACUACGAGCUGACCAAAGAGAGGAAGAGCAGAGGCAUGGAGGGAACUGUGGCCAUCGCUCGCAUGGAGCAGUUGUCUCCGUUCCCGUUCGACCUGGUGAAGGCCGAGUCGGAGCGUUUCUGUAACGCCGACCUGGUUUGGUGUCAGGAGGAGCACAAGAACCAGGGUUACUACGACUACGUGAAGCCUCGCAUCAGGACCACCACCCAGAGAGCCAAGCCCGUCUGGUACGCUGGCAGAGAACCGGCAGCGGCUCCGGCGACAGGAAACAAGAACACUCACCUGAUGGAGCUGCGGCGUUUCCUGGACACCGCCUUCGGCCUGGACGCGUUCAAAGAUCGGCAGUAGACCUCUGAGCUGCAGCACCUGGAGUAAACCCUCACCUGCCCGACCUUUGACCCCCGACCCUCCUGGAUUCAGUUGUGACACUCAAACUGCUUCAUGGACACAAACACACACACACACACAGUUAUACUGCAUACUGUAGUCUGAAAAUACUACACACAUAGUCUGCAAAUAUUGUGUACUACACAAGUACUGCAUACGACAUAGUACUACUAAGUUUACAGCCUGUAUUUAUUUAAAAACAGCAGCGUUUAAACGGCUUUUCACCCAAAAAAUAAAUAGUUUUAAAUUCUGAAGUACGUGUUUGACACCUUCUGUUAUUACUCAGUAUUACAAAGCAGUACACAGUAAAGUGUGUACUGCUUUGUAAUACGGAGUAAUAAGUACUACUGAUGUGUUUUUUUUGUUCUCUGCUGCCAAAAAUCAAACCUGUGGCAUCAGGACACGACGCCUGCUGCUGUUUGUUUACAGCGAGUCGCGGUAAACAACACCGCAACAUGGAGGAUACUUUGUACACAUUCGGCUGUCCACGUACUUUCGACCAUGUUAGGGAAGUUUAGGAUCAGGUUACAUGAGAGUACUAAGCAGUAUGCAGUUGGAGUAGUAGUACACGGUACUGCUUGACUUGACCAGUCAUAGGAAAACUCGGCGUGCUGCAACAGUACUGCGUGUACUCCGGCGUCGGGCUCGACUCCACCAGGCGACUCUGCGUGUCUGUAGCUGCUGAUUCACAGGAUUACUGCAAUAUUACUGAUACUCUGUGUACUUUGAGUUUCAGUGAACAAAAGAAAGUCCUCCGACGUUAAAUAUCCCGCCAGGUGGGCGCAAACGACCGGCUGGUGAAGCGUGGAGAUCAAGUAAAGUUAAAAGAACCUCGUUUCUGAAGUAACAACAAGUAAAUAAAUAAAUUUUGCUGCCAAGAUUUAAUCAGAUACUCGGACAAGACAAGAAACAGAGUUCAUUAAUGAACAAGUUGUUGAGAAAUAAAGGCGCAAAAUCUAAUCCAGCAUGUGCCAAAGCUCAUGUGAAAUCCACUCAAUAUAACGGGAGUGUGUUUUUCACGUGUAACAACUGGGGAAGGUUAACUUGCAUUUAUAUUUGUAUGUUAACUUAUUAGUUGAUUAAAAAUAUAAAUAAUCCAUCAGAUUUAAGUGCAGGAAGGCGCAACAAAGACUUGGAGAACAUGACAAAAACUGAAUAAAAUCUAGUCUUAAAUGAGCAAAAAUCUGAAUGUAGUCUGGUGCGGUAAAAGAACGCCAGCUUUCAGCUCUUGGCAGUUUGUGAUGCUCCGUGCUGCAGACUAAUGUCUGAUUUCACCCAGAAAGGAUUUCAGAUUUGAUUCUCAGCUCUCGUCAAGAGGUCGUCGAGUGUCACCCGGCAGCCAUUUUGUCGUAAAAUGAAACAAGCGUCUGCUGCAGAAACGUCUGGUGGAGUGAAGCCUGAAUCUGAGUUCACGCACACACUUUCCUCCGUCCACACACACACACACACACACACUCCAGCUGUAACAGUUAUUAUGUCAUCGUCUUCAUCACUCCCCCCCCACACACACACACACGAUCGUCAUCUUUUCUUCACGUUUCAGGAAACAUUUAUGCUUUUGCUUUUUUAAUAAACAGCUUGUUAGCAUCGUUAGCAUCGUUAGCGCUCCCCAUUGUAAACGAAUGGGACCCCGGCUAGCAGGUGAGAGGGUGAUAUUUGAGUCACUACAGCAGGUGGAGGAGGUGCAGGUGUGUUAUCUCGUUCAGGAGAGUCAUUAGUCCCCCCUGCAACGCUUAACCAGCACACUGGGAUUUUGUUUUUCUUUUAUUUUGAAGGGAUGUUGAAACGAACCAAAUGCACUGCUGAUUAUAGUUUAACCCCUCUGCUUCUCUCUCACAUUUAUCCCGUGUGCCAAAAUGGGUCGGACGUUCUCAUGUUUUUAUUGUUUUUCUUGUCCGGCGAGCGGCUGAAUGAACUCUGUGAGCGGGAGAGGAAGAAACAAAACGCCUCCUGGUUUUGAGAAUAAAGAGAUGUAAUCGGCUGCAGGUUGUGUUUUUGGCGCUUCUGAGACAAAGAAACUGACUUAUUUAUUUUCAUAGGGGAUCGGGGUUCUUCAUUAUUUUGCUUCAUUCAAUAAAGAGUCCUGAACUGAA
This is a messenger RNA of Micropterus dolomieu (smallmouth bass), 4413 nucleotides long. RefSeq names its product 2-oxoglutarate dehydrogenase, mitochondrial. Lineage: Eukaryota; Metazoa; Chordata; Actinopteri; Centrarchiformes; Centrarchidae. Gene Ontology annotation, cellular component: oxoglutarate dehydrogenase complex; mitochondrion. Gene Ontology annotation, molecular function: oxoglutarate dehydrogenase (succinyl-transferring) activity; thiamine pyrophosphate binding. The record is from RefSeq and is a predicted model, not a curated record. Gene Ontology annotation, biological process: tricarboxylic acid cycle.